Messenger RNA from Hyposmocoma kahamanoa, 3446 nucleotides. RefSeq names its product inactive rhomboid protein 1. Gene Ontology annotation, biological process: regulation of epidermal growth factor receptor signaling pathway; regulation of protein secretion. Lineage: Eukaryota; Metazoa; Arthropoda; Insecta; Lepidoptera; Cosmopterigidae. The transcript is spliced from 12 exons. The record is from RefSeq and is a predicted model, not a curated record. Gene Ontology annotation, cellular component: endoplasmic reticulum membrane. Gene Ontology annotation, molecular function: serine-type endopeptidase activity. Bases 662 to 2641 code for a protein of 659 amino acids.
UCCAGCGCCUGUGCGCCCGCCGCCGCCGGUCUAUUGCUCGUUGGCAUGUCGACCGCCGCCGCCUGCGCAGAGGAAAUGCUGCGGACCUGCUUGCCGCGACGACAUCGGUGGUUCUCCGCCUCCAACUCGUUAUGUGGAGUACGUUGGGGCCGCGGCGGCUCGUCGCCUAGCUUGCACUCCGCCGCCGCCGCCUCCGCCCGCGCUACAACUGCCCUGCGAGCCUCAGGAGCCCCCGUGCUGUGUGCAAGCUCGCAGGAGACCGCAGCCUCCGCAUGAUUGGCGAUCAAGUGCGGGGCUCCUGGCGCCACAGCUCCCAUGCCAGAGCUCGUCACCACCAAACGCUGCGUCGGCGCCACAGCUCCCUGCACCCGCGUCUCCCCCGCGCAUCGUCUCGGCGCCACCCGCGCCCUCUCAGCCCCCUCCAGAUCCAACACCACCUCCUGCGCAAGAAGACGGUGUCAGAUUACGAAGAGUCCAUACAGUAGCCGUGCGGGAUUAUUUAAAACGAGAGACGCAGACAUUCUUUGGAGUACAAAGAGACAAUGAGAGGGAACAAAGGAGGCUGUGGUAUGAGAGGCGGAGGAGGCACGCGGCGCGGGCGCUCGGAGACCUCCGGCCUGACUUGCCACCAGACCAUCAUCCUGACGAUGAUGACAUUAGUAUGUAUGGAGCAUCAGGCGCUGCGCCGAGAGAGGCGCGGGGGCCAGUGCGCGAGCGACCCGACGUGCUUCCUGCGCCGGCGUCGCUCGAGGAGCCCGCGGUACCUGCGCCGCCACGGCCCUGCAAGGACAGCGUUGCCAGACUAACGCUGACUGGUCUUUCUUAUGUUGUUACUGCGGUGACAAGGCGAUCGCGGCAAUCUACGUCUGCGCAAUGGUCGCGUUCCUUUCGCGGUCCCCCCACCACGCCAGACGACGCUGAGCUUGACGAUGUCUUUUACUCCGCACCUGACGCCACGCCUUUGCAGCAUCAUGUUGAUACGGAUACUGUUGAUGGCAAAGGCGCCAGGUCCCCAAUAAGUUCAAGCGAAGUGCAAUACCGAAGGCCGGAGAGGAGCGUGUCAUGGAAUGCAGGCGGAGCCAGAAUACACACGCCCAUGCUGGAACCGUUGGCUGAUAACUCCAACCGCCGGCAGUACGGCAUGGGCAUUGUUGGGAAGUUCUUCCGGAGAUCUCUCCGAAAAUCAGUAGCGCAUCAAGAAGACGUGGUACGCCAAUUAGACGAGAUGACGGACUACAGGCCGUACUUCACGUGGUGGGUUAGCACAGCGCAGACAUUGGUGCUUCUGCUGUCUUUGCUGUGCUACGGCUUCGGUCCCGUCGGGUUUGGAAGGCACACGCACUCGGGACAAGUGUUGGUUAAGAGUUUGAGUUUGCAACAGGUGGAAUGGGAGGAGCCGGCAUCAUUCUGGCUAGGUCCUCGUGCAGCGGACCUCAUACAUUUAGGAGCAAAAUUCGCGCCCUGUAUGAGAAGGGACGCUAGGAUAGCAAGAGCCAUUGCGGCGUCUGCGAGAAGGGAGAGAGACACCGCGUGUUGCAUACGGAACGAUGACUCGGGCUGUGUGCAGUCCUCCAAGGCUGAUUGUUCGAUAAGAGGAUUAGUAUCAAAAAAUACAAUAUCAACGUGGAAGAAAUGGUCUUCGGGUGAGUCAGGACCUGGAGGUCGGAUAUCAGGGUCAGUUUGCGGAUUAGAUCCCAAAUUCUGUGAAGCGCCACGUUCAAUAGCACCCCACGAAUGGCCAGACGACAUCACAAAAUGGCCAAUCUGCCGCAAGUCAGUUUUAGAUGGGUCAGCGGCAGCGGGCCGGGCUGGUCACGCGGCUGAGCACAUGGCCUGUGAGGUCAUCGGCCAUCCGUGUUGUAUAGGGGUCCACGGACAGUGUGUGAUUACCACUAGGGAGCAUUGUGACUUCGUCAAGGGUUACUUUCAUGAAGAGGCGUCGUUGUGUUCACAAGUGUCGUGUCUCGACGACGUUUGCGGUAUGUUGCCGUUUAUGAGAAGACGUCGUCCAGACCAACUGUACAGAGCAUGGACGUCGCUUUUUGUACACGCUGGUCUACUGCACCUAGCUGCAACUCUUGCGCUGCAGUGGCUCUUCAUGAGGGAUCUAGAAAAAAUGGCUGGACCUGUUAGAAUAGCUAUCGUAUACUUGGGCAGUGGUGUUGCAGGAAAUAUGGCAUCCGCUAUAUUUGAACCUUAUAGAGCUGAGGUGGGACCCGCCGGAGCACACUUUGGACUCUUGGCGUGUUUGAUAGUGGAAGUGAUCGGCGCGUGGCCACUCCUCAGACAUCCUAAGCGGGCGCUGCUCAAACUCAUUGGGAUCGCGAUCGCUUUGUUCCUCCUCGGCCUUUUGCCGUGGAUCGAUAAUUUCGCGCACGUGUUCGGUUUUGUUUUCGGAUUCCUGUUGUCCUACUCGUUACUGCCAUUUGUAACGUUUGGGCCGUACGACAGACGGAGAAAGAUAGUGCUGGUUUGGGUGUGUCUAGUGUCGGCGGGAGGUAUGUUGUGUGCGCUAGUGGCGUUGUUCUAUGCGGCGCCGGCGUAUGAGUGCACGGCGUGCGCGUACUUUACGUGCCUGCCAUUCGCGCCAGAUAUGUGCGCGUCCCAGGACGUGCGCGUGAGGCAGCUGGACGGGGUAUGACGGCGCGCGGCCCGGGCGCCCCCGCCGCCGCCGCCGCCCUCCUGCCCCGCGCUCCCCGCGUGUUCCGCGCACUACCCAACUCCACUCCCGCCACGGCGCGUCGCGAGCGCCUGAACCGAGACAGCAGCAUAGGAAGUAAAAUUUGCCUUAACUCUGGAAUUAUUCAUAGAGCAAUAUAUCCUUGACUGCCAGGACACUUAGCCUUUAUUAAACUCAAUUCUGAGGAACGAUUGUGGUGUGAUCGAUUCAAUGUUUCGAAUUUAUUUGUAUGUGAGAAUUCUUUUUUGUAAUGAUAUGAAUGAUAGAGAUUUGAUUUUACUUCCUAGCUUUCGGGUCCAUUGCAGUAUUAACUCGCCAUUUGCCCUCUGUCGUGCUCAAACGGUAACAUGAUACCUUGUGAUUUCGUGUUGAUGAGAGGCGUGUUCUAGUUUUUUACUAAGUAAGCGAUUAAGCAUAUAAUCGUCGGACUAGACUUAUGAAAAUAUACACGACUUUUAUUUAAAUAUAGACACCUAUUGCAUAUAAGGUUUGUUGGUGUAUUGUUUUGUAAUUAUUCGCGAUUUUCCCCCAAAAUGUCUAAUAUUCGAGAGUUAAGUUUAUUUGUUACCAAUAAUGGGGAUAUUGGUACAAGUUAACUGAACUCUAAACUUAAUUGUGAUAAUAAUAUCCAGCCGCGGGUAAAAAAACGGACGCGACAUGCAUUUAAUUGUACAUAACUGUAUUAUAUAUAUACAUAAGAUACUUUUAAGUAAGCUGUAUUUACGUAUGACUAUGUUCUGUCUGCAUUUUACGAGAAUAACGUUUU